Zychaea mexicana is the source of this 699-nucleotide messenger RNA. RefSeq lists its product as uncharacterized. Bases 1 to 699 code for a protein of 232 amino acids. The record is from RefSeq and is a predicted model, not a curated record. The transcript has a single exon. NCBI's taxonomy places the organism in Eukaryota, Fungi, Mucoromycota, Mucoromycetes, Mucorales, Lichtheimiaceae.
AUGGGUCUUGAUCUGGAGGAUCUGGUGCGAUUGCCAAAUGACACUGUGACAGCGAAUCCUACUGCUGUAGGAUAUAAACUGACUGGUGGGGAGGCGUUGGGCAACCUCGAGGCGUUUGACAUUACGAAAGACUGCCCAGUAGAGAUACUGCACACCACGAUGCUGGGAGUCACCAAAUAUCUCUUGCUUGAAUUUUGCAAUUAUCUUGACAGCGACGAGCUCAAAGACCUCGAGCUCAAGUGCCGCAGCUACGACUCGAAAGCCUUCCGUCGCAUGCUCAGUAGUAGUCUGCGUCUUCGCCGUUCCUUUGUCGGUCGCGAUUACAAGGUCUUUAGCCAGCAAGCAGCCGUCAUCCUCAACGAUCUCCUCCAUCAUGGUUGGUCAGCAAAAAGCGAGGAGAAAAUGGAGGGUCUCCGGGCGUUCUUUGACUGCUUCCGUGUACACGGAGAGGUCAUGUCGCUAUUAUUCAUGUCCAAGAUAGAAACAAAGUUCUCUAUGUACAAGCUGCUGCUGAACAAGAAGACGGAGGAAUUGACGGCUAUGAUUGGUGUUGUCGACAAUUUCCUUGUUGCGCAAGGAAAUAUGACCGCCAACAGUAAGAUGGGUAACAAGCCCAAGCUACACAUCUUACAUCACAUCGUGGAGGAUAUCGAACGUUUCGCCACUGCUAUUCAUUUUGAAUCAGAAAAAGGCGAAUAG